Molecule: messenger RNA, 1599 nt
Organism: Apiotrichum porosum
Lineage: Eukaryota; Fungi; Basidiomycota; Tremellomycetes; Trichosporonales; Trichosporonaceae
Exons: 8
Coding region: 1-1599 (532 amino acids)
Biological process (GO): amino acid transport; transmembrane transport
Cellular component (GO): membrane
Molecular function (GO): transmembrane transporter activity
Source: RefSeq, a predicted model, not a curated record
AUGGUCGACUACUCAGACCCGAUCCAGCUCGUCGAGCACGGCGCCCAUGGCGUACCACCUGUCUCCGCCGACGACGCACGUCUCAACGAGCUGGGAUAUGUCUCCGAGUUCAAGAGAGAGAUGUCUGCUGCUGGUAUCGUCACCAUCAGCUUCACUGCCAUUGGCAUUCUCACUGGAAUGUCAUCAGCGUUCCAGAGUGGUCUGUUCGCAGGAGGUCCACUCGGUCUCUUCUGGGGAUGGAACGUCUGCUCCUUCUUCAUGUUCCUCAUCGCGCUCUCCAUGGCCGAAAUCUGCAGUGCCUUCCCAACUGCAGGCGGUCUAUAUUACUGGACAUGUCGCAUGAGGCCAGACGCAAAGUGGCUCGGAUUUUACACGGGCAACAUCUAUGCGUGGGCCAUGGUCUUCACGGGCACAUCAGGUCUCCUCUCGUCGGCACUCUACCUCGCCUCGGCGCUCGAGGUGGCGGGCUACACCCUGACGCGGGUCGAAAUUGCCGCCAUGGCAUGGGGCUUCUGUAUCCUUGCCGGGUUGGUUAAUUCAGGCGGCUCCAAGCUUGUCGGUCGGAUCGCCGCCUUCGCUUCGUGGUGGACCCUCGGUGGCACCGUCGUCCUCGUGGUCACCCUGCUCGUCAAGGCGCCACACAAGAACGAAGCCCACUUUGUGUUCUUCGAUUACGAAGACUACACCGGUUGGGGAAACCGCGGCUUUGUCGUUAUCCUGGGGUUCCUCCAGGCAGUCUAUGCGCUGGAGGGUGCCGAGACGAGUGCCCAGGUGGCAGAAGAGGCAAAGAAUGCGGAGUGGCUCGCCCCGCUCGGAAUCGCUAGCUCUAUCGCGGGAUCGUGGCUUGUUGGCCUCGUAUACCUCAUUGCGCUCCUCUUCUCCCUCCAGUCGAUCACCAGCAUCGUCAACACGUCAUACUCACUGCCCAUCGCCCAGCUAUUUUACGAUGCCGCAGGCAAACACCUGUCGAUCCUGUGUAUUGUCGUCAUUCUCGUGGCUCAGGCCUCUGCCGCCAUGACUGCGUGGACUGCUUCAUCGCGUCUCUUCUUUGCCCUCGCUCGUGACCGUGCGUUCCCGUUCAAGGGCGUCUUCAUGGCCAAGAACCGGUACGAUGUGCCGUACGCUGGUAUCUGGUUGAGCGUGUUUAUUGGGUGCGUCAUUUGCGCCUGCUAUAUCGGUUCGACUGUCGCUUUUGGCGCCAUCUUGUCGUCCGCGGCCAUCUCGGUGUUGCUUGCAUACGGCAUGCCCAUCCUCUGCCGCACCCUCUGGCCCAACUCCUUGGACGGCCAACACGGCCCCUUCCGCCUCGGCCGCUUCUCGUGGGCCAUCAACGUCCUGUCCCUCAUCUUCAUCGUCGUCAUGUCCGUCUUCUUCGUCCUCCCCACCAGCAUGCCCGUCACCGCCCUCAACAUGAACUAUGCCGUCGUGGCGAUUGGCGGCCUGAUUCUCCUCGUGUCGCUCCAGUGGCUUGUCUGGGGCCGCAAAGUGUACCAUGGGAUCGUGCACACGUACGUGCCCGGCAGCGAGAGUGAGGGGAGUACCGGCAGCGGCAGCAAGCCGGGGACAGUGGCGGCUGAUACCGACGAGAAGAACAGUUAG